AUGAAAUAUCAAGCGUCACUAUUGAAAGGAGCCUAUGAUCUCUCUUCCUUCACCUUUUUCAAGCGCAGCUCUGUUCAGGAUUUUAUAAUUUUCACCGCCAAGCUACUCGUCGAGCGCGCGAAUAAGGGCACCCGAACGACGGUUGCAGAACAAGAAUACCGUCUCCACACGUACGCAGUAAUCAAAAGCGAUAGGGAGUGCCACUACGACCAACUGCCGGUGCAGCUGACAAAAUGGCAAAACCCAAGUACAUCCGAUGCGAUGACGCGUGUUCAGGAAGAAGUGGAAGAGACAAAACUUGUCAUGCACAGCACGAUCCAAGCGCUACUCGACCGCGGCGAGAAACUCGACGAUCUGGUGUCAAAGAGUGAAACGUUAUCUGAACAGAUUGAUUCGUUGAUGAUCGUCGACACGGCCGUCCCCUCGCUGCCCGCUAAUGCCUUCCAGGGCUUCACCAUUCUUCGAUUGGCUCUGAACAGGAAUACCUUGAGCAACAUCGACGACAAUGCGUUCAACGGUGAGCUUCUCGAAUCGCUCGUCGAGCUCGACCUCGGCGACAACAACCUCGGCCAAGUCCCCCAGACCGGUGUCACCAAGCUCCAGAAUUUGAGGAAGCUCUACCUGUACCGCAACAAGAUCUCCAACUUGCCGGCGAACUCGUUUGCCGCCUGGGAGUCGAAGGAUUUAAUUGUGAAGAUUUCGCUGGCCGGCAAUCGCCUGACGGACCGUUCGCUGGGAGAUUCGACCGUGUUCAGGCCGUUCAAGCUGCUGCAGGAACUCUCGCUGGAGACGAACGCCUUGACGCAGAUCCCAUCUGCCGCUCUGGUCAACCAGCGCCUGACCCUCACCAAUCUCAACUUGGGCCUCAACAACAUCAGCAAUGUGCCAGUCGGAGCCCUCGAUUUGCCGAUGCUCACCUCACUCUCCCUGGAAUUCAACGGCAUCACCGUCAUCACCCCGCAAGCUUUCCAGGGUGUGCCCAACCUACAGUACCUCUACGUCACCGGCAACAAGUUCCCGUCGUGGCAACCGGAAAUGUUCCGAUUCGUUCCCUACCUGCGAACUCUGGGCAUUGGCGAGACGCCGAUUUCCGUCAUCCCCAACAACGCCUUCCAGUACAUCCCGAACCUGUUGCGCCUGGAGAUGUCCGAGGCUGCUGUCGACACGAUCGAGCGAGGGGCCUUCCAGCGGACGCCCAAGAUCCAGGCCAUCGUCCUCAACAAGAACCGACUUUCCCAAAUUCGCGCCGACUUCUUCCAAGGGCUCAACGACCUCUACUCGAUCGACGUCGGUGCCAACCGCAUCUCGAACACGGAAAACCUCGCAUUUGCCAACCUGCCAACCAUUCAGCAUCUCGAUAUUAGCUACAACCAACUGCAGACGAUGCCGAACGACGUCUUCCAAAACUCCUUCCUGCCCCAACCCGACGAGCGCCGUGUUAUUUAUGCUUGUGCGAUCAUCAUGACGAUCCUGAUGAUCUCCAUCUGCAUGCUGGCGCUGAUCCGCUACGGCAUCUCGCACAAGCGGAAGAAGCAAAAGGACCAGGAAAUCGAGGAGGACCGAUAUCUCUCCACUGCUGGUUCG
Molecule: messenger RNA, 1584 nt
Organism: Mesorhabditis spiculigera
Lineage: Eukaryota; Metazoa; Nematoda; Chromadorea; Rhabditida; Rhabditidae
Source: the annotation of a GenBank genome assembly